Molecule: messenger RNA, 1842 nt
Organism: Pleurotus ostreatus (oyster mushroom)
Lineage: Eukaryota; Fungi; Basidiomycota; Agaricomycetes; Agaricales; Pleurotaceae
Exons: 1
Coding region: 1-1842 (613 amino acids)
Molecular function (GO): protein binding
Source: RefSeq, a predicted model, not a curated record
AUGGGAUCUGGACCUUCUUUAUUUCAGCUCUACGACUCGCGCGCCUCAGCCUAUCUGAAGAUAGGAAACAUCGGCGCCGCUUUAUUGGAUGCUAAGUCGGUUAUCGAGCUUGCACCGGAACAGUGGCAAGGGUACUAUCGUGCAGCACAGGGGUUUCUGCGGUCUAAGAAGCUCGAUAAAGCGAAGUACAUGCUUGACAAGGCGAGGACGAAGGUGGUAACCGGGGAUGAGUCUAGCAGGAAACGCAUGUCUGACUUCGACACGCUGGAGAAAGAAAUCGGUGCAGCGGAGCGAACUGGGGCCACUGCAGGCUCUAGCUCAUCAAAGACCACUCGUUUACUCGAUACAUCUUCUGGCGCACAAAUCUCCUCCCCAUUCUCCAAACUUCCUUGGGAGCUGAUCGUAGCCAUAUUCCUGGAGACAACAUCCACGCCCUCCCAUAUCCAUCCGUUCGGCACAACCCCAACCCCUACUAUCCACGUUUUGCAUCUAACCUGGGUGUGCAAGAGCUGGAGGAGGAUAGCGCACUCCACGCCCCCGUUGUGGCGCCGACUUGCUCUCACCGGAGUUCGUGCAGAGAAGAAAGCACAAUAUUGGAUCGGGCUUGCUGGGGGAAAAAUACAGCAACUGAUAUUGAAGAAAUCCUUUCUUGAAGUGGCCGAGACAUCUCGUUUCGCGGGCAAAGCCCAAUCCUUGGACCACUAUAUCACGAAGAAGGUGUUGAAACACAUGAAGUGGGACUUUCUGCGAAGAUUUACUAUGGACGACUGGUCAAACCAUCGUCGGCUCUUGUAUAAUGACGGGACCUUGACCCGUGUGCUCCCACAGCUGGAGUCGCUGGAGAUGCCGAACGAAGCAUCCGAGCCAGUGCCAUGGAUCACAGUCAUCGCGGCGUUGUCAGCCACUCCUAGGAUAGCUUUCGUGAAAUCUCCAGCAGACGGCAAUUCAGAGGACGCGCAUGAAACCACCUCGCGUACCUGCAUUCACCACCUACUUCUAGAAGGUGGCUUCCUCACCUACGAGAGUUUGUUAAACUCAGGGAUCAACAGCCUUCGUACACUGCGGCUCCGCAAGGUCUCCCUAUCCGGUGACAACGCCCUCAUCAAGGUAUUGGAAUCGAAUCCCGACCUUGAAACUUUGGAACUCGACACGAGGUCACAAUUUAGGGUUACGACCACUGAUCCCCUCUCCAGGCAUCCACCCUUGUCUUCGUCCUUGGCCUACAUCUCCUUGACAGGCCCAAUAGACGUUCCCAAACUCUUCGACUCAGUUAACUUUCCCAAUCUUCGUAUACUGAAAAUCGGUCAUAAUUUCAACUCUAUAAGUCCUGCUCUCCGCAGUAUGACCCAGAGAGCGUCAGAAUUCGCGCCUGACAACGAGGUUCCUUGUUCCGGCUAUGCGUCCCUUGAAGAACUACGGAUCUCUUCUUGUGCCUUCGAACCAAUAGACCUGGUUAGCUUUCUCGGCGCAUGUGCAUCCCUUCGUGCCCUUGAGGUCUCCCGCUGUGGCUUAGACAUGUCUCUCAUCCUAGAGUCAUUAGUUAGGAUUUCAGCAUCCACGUCGUCGUCUUCAGGCGCGGAAAUUACCAUGCUGUGCCCUGCUUUAACCGAGCUCAACGUGUCGCAUUCGCCACAAGUGACGACGGGACCUGUGGUACGCUUGGUCAAAGCGAGGCUGGAUGGAGGAGAUGCUUCUCUGUCCCACCCCGUAUCAGCCAUCGAGCGGUUGACUAUGGAUGGCUGCCUUCGAAUAGAGCACACCGCCUUGCCGUGGUUGCGAGCUCGUGUCAAAACGCUGAGCUGUGUCUACGCGGACAGGAAGUCGGCAGGAUACAAACGUUGA